AUGCAAGCAAAAAUUAAUCAAACUUUUGAAAAAUUGUUAAAUUUUCAAAUGGAUAUAAAUGGAAAUAUAAGCUAUAACAAAAACUUAGACGUUGAGAUUAUUGAAAAAGAAAUUCUAAGCAAAUGUGAAUUUGGUUGUUUAAUUCCAUCUCCUAAUGUAGUGAUUUUAACCCCUACUGGUUCUCCAAAUGAUGACAAUGAGAUUUUUCAUGCUACACAAAUGUACAAAGAAGAAUUCCUACUAAAUGAUGAUGAAUAUCUAGAUAUUUGCGCAGAUGAAGCUAUCUUUAGGAGUUACGGGAUCUUUCAUUUGGCUACAACAAUUGGUGUUCAUUUUUUGGAUAAACUUCAAGCUGUUGUUGACUAUAGAUCAACAAGAAGAGUACUGGAAUUAAUAUGGGUUGCGAUGAGGGUAGCGAUACAAAUUUAUAUAAAAAAAAAGAAUAUUAAUAUUGAGGACAUUACAGCUGGACCGAUAAAUGAAAAUAUAUGCAUUAGAGUUUGGUAUUUUUAUUAUGAAUAUUUUGCAAUGUGGAAAAGUCACCUUAUUGGAAUACGCAUUGGUAACUAUGAAUUACAACGGGACAGUCUAACAGCUUUUGCACCUCUCUUUCCAGCUGCAGGCAAAAAUAACUAUACAACAUCUGUUGCUCAUUUUCUAUCAAUUCUUAAAAAAUUUUCCAAGUUAGAAGAAAAACUCCAAUAUUGUGCUUCUAUUAAUUUGGCAAGAAAAGGACACUACCCAGCAUUUGAUGAAGCUUUAGAAAUGCGUGGUGUUGGGUAUAUCAAACAAAAUAUAAUCGGAAAUGUUGUUGAUCAGGAAAAUUUAACGCUUCAAAUCCAAGCCACUCAAGAAGAAAGGGAGAGAAUUGAUACAUUAUUAAAUGAAUUUUUAGACCCCUAUAAUUAUGACAGGAAUGAUCGUAAAGUGAACAACAGAAUUGAUCCUUUAUGGAAGUUGAUAGAAAAUUUGGUUGAGAUUUUUCAAAUGGAUAAUUAUACAGAUCAUGAACUUUUUAAAAAAAAUCCGCCAUCACAAUUAACUCCAGAAGGUUUAAAAAAAUUGAGCAGUGCUUAUAAUAAAGGAUUGAAAAGAAUAAAAGACGUUUAUUGUCAGGAAGUCAUUAAAACUAAAUGGAUAAAUACAAAAGGAAGAUGCCAUUUGGAAAUAGUUAAAACAGAUAUAAGAUCGGUAAAAUCUUCACAAAACCGAAAAAUUCAUCAAGAGAAUUCCUCUAUAUCUCAAUCAAAUAAAAAUUCUCAACAAUCAUCUAUCUUAAAUGAUGAAAAUCCUGCUCCUAAACAUCAAAGAAUAAUUACGACUGACGAAGAAAAAGAGAUAUUAAGUUCGUUAUUACUUAAAGAUACAAUACCAACUGAAACAGAAAUUAAUAAUGUUUUAAUAAAUUUACCAGCUGAAUGGGAUAGUCAGAGAGUUAAACGUUAUUAUAAUAAUAAUAAGAUGUCCAAAAAAAAAGAAAUAAAUUUUAUAAAUACAAAUAAAAUUUAG
Molecule: messenger RNA, 1509 nt
Organism: Rhizophagus irregularis DAOM 181602=DAOM 197198
Lineage: Eukaryota; Fungi; Glomeromycota; Glomeromycetes; Glomerales; Glomeraceae
Source: RefSeq, a predicted model, not a curated record